This is a messenger RNA of Vicugna pacos (alpaca), 2556 nucleotides long. The record is from RefSeq and is a predicted model, not a curated record. NCBI's taxonomy places the organism in Eukaryota, Metazoa, Chordata, Mammalia, Artiodactyla, Camelidae.
AAGAUGACACUUCCCUGCCAGCGGCUACCAAAUGACCAAAAUGUAUGUGAUACCAGCUCAGGCUAGGAGGUAGGUGAUCCCCUUUAUUGAUAGAGGCAGAGAAACCAAGUGUUAGACACUUGCCCAUGCUCAUGCAAUGAGGUGGAACAGACUAUGACAUUUUUUCAAGCCAGGGACAUCUCCCUAGGUGACCAAGCCUUCCAGCUCAUUCUCCAGACCUGCCCAGACCUGUAGUUGUUGCCCAGGAAGCUAAGGCUCCUCCCCAAACAUAAACUUGAUUAUAUAUACCUGGUAAACCUGGCCUUUCCUCUCUGCCUUUGGCUUUGUCUGUUCCAUCCUCCUCUCCCUUUCCCUUGCCCUCUGUUCUGUCUUCUGCAGGUCUUGGCUGGUGUCGGGAAAGAGAUCCCAUCCCAUGGCCUCCCACUCUAGGGAGCCAGGGCUCCUGCCCUGUAGAUCCUGUGACAUGGUUUUCCGCUCCUGGGCCCUGUUGGCCACUCACACUCAGCGCUUCUGCAUUGGCCGUCUGACCCGGGAGGUGACAGUUGGAGCACAGCCCUCAAUAACUACUGAACCACAGGCCCAAGAACACCAGAGCCUCCCAGACGAGGCGGCCAGCAAAUUGGCCCUGAAGAGGCUAACAGAGGAGGUGCAGCGGCUACGGCUGUUCCUGCAGGAAAUGCCAUUCUGGAUAACAGAGGUACCCAGAGGGUUACAGGGGCCCUGGAGGCGUUCAGAGGCGCCGACUCGGGGUCCCACCUACAAGGCUGCUGAGAGCCCCGACCAGCGGCUGCGGUCUCUGCACUGGACGCAUGCAAGGCGCAUGGCAGACUCGGAGGCACAGAGCCGGGCCCUGGAGCGACGCGGCGAGGAACUGAGACGUCGCCUCCAAGGUUUGGCCCGGACCCGGGACGGGAAAUCACGCCUAUUUUGCCUGGAACGGGAGCUUCGAGAACUCCGGGCAGAGGCCGGGCGAACGCGGGGAGCUCUAGAAGUAUUAGGGGCGCACAUUCAGCAGCUGCAGACCGAGCCCGGGACCCGGCUGAACUCCUUGGGAGAGGCGGAACUGUGUUGUUCGGCGCUACAGGCCAUCCCAGGGACUCUGGCUGCGGAGAUCGGGGCCUUGCGUGGGGCCUACAUUCGAGGCGGGGGCCGGGACGCCGGCGUUCUGGGCUGGAUGUGGCAGUUGCAAGUGGAGGCGUCAGCUCUGGAGCUUUGGCGGUCGCGGACCCGUAGGGGAAGACGGACAGGUGCCAUGUCGAAGGAGCUUCUAGUAGUGGAAGCUGAAAACCAGCGCCUGGAGGCAGAAAUCCUGGCUUUGCAGAUGCAGAGGGGCGCAGGCCGGGUGCCCUGGGGGCCAGGGGAGCUGAGACUUGUGGCCAAUCCCAGCCCACACCUGAGAAGGAGGGAAGAUUCCCCAAGCCUCCAGCCGCCAGUGGCUCCACCGCUGCCACCGCUUUCAAACUCCACAGGCGCCUUAUUCUGGGGUGGCGCCGAAAAGGCUCCGCAGCUUCCUGGAGCCAUGACCAGGAACCUAGGCCUGGAUCCACACUUCCUCCUGCCCACAACUGAUGUUCUGGGCCCUGCACCCUACGACCCUGGGGCUGGUCUUGUCAUUUUCUAUGACUUCCUGCGGGGCCUUGAGGCUUCUUGGAUUUGGGUGCAACUAAAGACUGGCUUGGCCCAAGAUGGACAGAAUACAGGAGGGACCACAACGUUGCCCCCAGCCCUUUGCUUGCCCCCACCUCCAGCUCCUGGGCCCAUGGGCAACUGUGCCAUCCUUGCCAGCAGGCAGCCUAUACCCAGACUACCACCCUCACCAUCAGUAUCCUUGGUCUGUGAGCUCCAGGCCUGGCAGGGGCUGGCAUGGGCUAAGGCACCACAGCCAAAGGCCUGGGCCUCACUGAUGCUAUUUGACAAGGAUCAGAGGGUGCUAAGUGGUCACUGGCGGCUCCCACUUAGGGCCCUUCCUCUGGACCCCAGCCUUAGCCUUGGGCAGCUGAAUGGGAUUCCCCAGGUGGGUCAGGCUGAGCUCUUUCUGCGGCUGGUGAAUGCAAGAGAUGCAAGUGUCCAGACCCUGGCAGAGAUCAAUCCAGCAAACACCCACGAGUACCAGUACCCACCUCUGGUGUCCAGCUCAUCUUCACUGGAAGCCAGCUCUUUUGCCCCAGCAUCUGGCUUUGUAGAUCCCCCUCCACCUGAAGAGCCCCUCAGUGGCGUCAAACAUAGAGAUGAGGGUUGGGGCCCUCACCAUGGCUUUGACCCACCCCCACUGGCUUCCUGAGUCCAGGAGAAAGUGGGUAUGAGUAGCUUCACGUGCACAGGACUAGGGCCUAGUCUCAGACCUGCAGCUUCACAACGCCAGGUUCUGACAGAUCUGGAAGCAAAUAGCAGAUGUGAGUAUAAAACAUGAGCUCCAACCACAGCUACUUCUGCCAAGUACUUGGCCUUUCUUUACUAUUCUCCUUGUUUUUUUAAAAAAAAAAAUUGAUGUGAGGAUUAAAUGAGUAUGUCAGGUAUUUGCAGUACUGCCUGGCAUGUAAGUAUUUUGAAAGGUGA